This is a messenger RNA of Lacerta agilis (Sand lizard), 4059 nucleotides long. It is a transcript of the gene CPNE7, whose product is annotated as copine 7. Bases 850 to 2532 code for a protein of 560 amino acids. Gene Ontology annotation, molecular function: calcium-dependent phospholipid binding. Gene Ontology annotation, cellular component: plasma membrane. The transcript is spliced from 15 exons. NCBI's taxonomy places the organism in Eukaryota, Metazoa, Chordata, Lepidosauria, Squamata, Lacertidae. The record is from RefSeq and is a predicted model, not a curated record. Gene Ontology annotation, biological process: cellular response to calcium ion.
UUGGCAGCACAUUUCCCAUGACAAGGUAACCCUUUCUGCCAGUCUGUGAGCAUCACACAAAGACCCCGGUGCUGCUGUGGAUUGCUGUUUCGACUCGUGUCUAGAGAUCCAGCCUUGAGUCAGAUACAGGAAGACAUCAGGGUAUCCUCUGGUAGAUCUGCCUUGUGAAAUCCAUGCCCUGUCUCCCGUUGUGUCAACCCAAGAUCCAGAAAUCCAGGGGACUGCCAGGUUAUUUCUGCUCUUGGUGACUUGAAAAAAGAGCCUCGUCUCUCUCUCUCCCACACUCCUGUCCUCCUCCCCAACCUGUCCUGUUAUUCUCUGAAGUCCUGAAUACCAGCAAAGGCCAGAAGACAGGGCCACCUCCUUCCCCAAUCUCUCCAGGGAGGGCGCCAGGGCACAUACGCACCCAGGCUAGAUCUGUGCCAGCAACGAGGGAAGCUGAGUGGGAUCUGGCAUCCGGGUGAGAGGAAGAAGAAGGAGGCAGCAAAACACAACUUGUUAAUUUGUAGGGAGAAGACAAACUCUUUUAAUUAGCUCUGCUUGGCAGGAGUCAAGCAAACAAGAGGCAGUGCCUCCUUCAGGCUAUGCUCCUCACGUUUCUGGGAUUGCAUUGACCACAAAGACUGCAGACAAAACUCAGCAGUCCCUUGGUAAGUGGCGACGCCUCAGGGCUGAAGGUGAGCCAGGCUCCUUGGCUGUGCCAUAAACCGCCCUGCAGCCAACCCAUCAUCACCGGACCUCAGAUCUGGCUGUGGAUGUUCCUGGGCACCCAAGCCCUUGAGCCACUCUUCUCUGCUGCCUCUGCUACCUGCAGCUGUUGCUGAGUGAGGGUCCUCCUCCCUGGGCAGGAUGAACGAGUUACUGGACCCAACCUCCCAGGCCAACCUGGGCGUUGUCUCUGCCACCUGUGUCUCCAAGGUGGAGCUGCGGGUCAGCUGCAAGCACCUGCUUGACCGUGACACGCUCAACAAGUCGGAUCCCUGCGUGGUGCUCCUCAUGCAGUCCCAAGGGCAGUGGAUGGAGGUGGACCGAUCAGAGGUCAUCAGAAGCAACCUGAACCCCAUCUUUGCCAAGGUCUUCAUGGUUGACUAUUACUUUGAGGAGGUGCAGAAACUGCGGUUUGAGGUGUAUGACAUUCAUGGCCACAGCAGCAUUGGGACCCACGAUGACGACUUCUUGGGUGGCAUGGAAUGCACAGUGGGCCAGAUUGUGGCCCAGAAGCGGGUGACCAAGCCUCUGUUCCUGAAGUACGGGAAGUAUGCGGGCAAGUCCACCAUUACGGUGACAUCUGAAGAGAUUUCUGGGGAUAAUGGUUUUGUGGAACUGUUCUUUCGAGCAAAGAAACUGGAUGACAAGGAUCUCUUCAGCAAAUCAGAUCCCUUUCUGGAGAUCUACCGGAUCAAUGAUGAUGGGAGUGAGCAGCUGGUUCACCGCACAGAGUUUGUCAAGAACAACCUGAGUCCUGUGUGGGAGCCAUUUAAAGUCUCACUGAACUCCCUGUGCAGCUGUGAGGAGAAGCGGAAGCUGAGGUGCGUCGUAUUUGACUAUGACUCCCGGGGCAAACACGACUUCAUCGGAGAAUUUUACACCACCUUUGAGGAGAUGCAGAAAGCGAUGGGGGGCAACAAGAUCCAGUGGGAUUGUAUGAAUCCGAAGUACAAGCUGAAGAAGCGAAACUACAAGAACUCGGGUGUGGUCAUUCUCUUAGACUUGAAGAUUCACAGGGUCUACUCCUUCCUGGAUUACAUCAUGGGUGGUUGCCAGAUCCACUUCACGGUGGCCAUUGACUUCACAGCUUCCAACGGAGACCCCCGAAACAGCUGCUCCCUCCACUACAUCAACCCCUACCAGCCCAAUGAAUACCUGAAGGCACUGGUAGCCGUGGGGGAGAUUUGUCAAGACUAUGACAGUGAUAAGAAAUUCUCCGCCUUAGGCUUUGGAGCCAGAAUCCCACCCAACUACGAAAUCUCCCAUGAUUUUGCCAUUAACUUCAACCCAAACGAUGAUGAGUGUGAAGGAAUCCAAGGCGUGGUGGAGUCCUAUCAAAACUGCUUGCCCAAGAUACAGCUCUACGGGCCAACCAAUGUGGCGCCUAUCAUUUCCAAGGUAGCCAGAGUCGCAGCGGACGAGGAGAAAACAAAGGAAGCCUCCCAAUAUUUCAUCCUGCUGAUCCUGACGGACGGGGUCGUGAGUGACAUGGGAGACACGCGGGAGGCCAUUGUCCGGGCCUCCUACCUGCCCAUGUCCAUCAUCAUCGUAGGCGUGGGCAACGCCGAUUUCACUGACAUGCAGGUCUUGGAUGGGGAUGAUGGCAUCCUGCGCUCCCCCAAAGGCGAGCCCGUUCUGCGUGACAUUGUGCAGUUUGUCCCCUUCCGAGAGUUCAAGAAUGCCUCCCCGACUGCCCUGGCCAAAUGUGUGUUGGCAGAGGUGCCCAAGCAGGUUGUGGAAUAUUACAGCUACAAGGCCUUACCUCCCCGAUGCCCCAAAGGCAGCACCCCUGACCCGACUCUGAACUCACCCUCACCCCAGUGACAAGGGCCCCCACUCUUUGGGCCUCAGCCACAUUGUCUGUCUUCCCUCCAUCUGCCAUUUCCUUCCCCCAGUGAAGUAGAGGGGAGAGAAAGAGAGCGAAAAGGGAGCCCCAAUAAGUGCCAGGGAGGAUAGAACCUUCCCAGGUCCUGCAACAAACUUCAGCCACCAAAAAAGGAGAGGAGAAGGCCAGCCUGUCACCACCAACACAUCCCUCGCAUGCCCUUCUCCCAGUAGCACAAUAAGAGAUCAGAGCUGGCCCCUUGGGAGUGAGUGAGUUCUAGGAGGACCCAUCUCUCCCAAGGGGGAGAAAAGGGCCACCACUACCCCAGGCAGAACACACAGUGUGACAAAUUCCCUUGUGAAUGUGGUUUCGCCCAGGCGAUACCUAAAGCACAACCAGAGAAAACCCACUUCUGUCUCACCUACGGAAAAGGGGGGAGAGGGUGUUGGGUGGGCAACUGGCAUUCCCUGUGUUGGCCAUUUGGAGAUGGGAGACUGAGGGCAGGGAAGGAUGCAGAAAGCUUAAUGGGUGGGGGCAGAAUGAGUAGCUUUGUCCCCAUAUCACACACACACACACACACACACACACACACACACACCCCAUUGCCCAAAGAAGGUAGUUCUGACCUUGUUUACUUCUGUUUCCCAUCCACCCCUCACCCCCAGGGUGAAUAAGCCUCCCUCUUCUUGGAUGAAACUGUGGCAAGGGAGUCUGCAGCUCCCAUUUGCUUCCAUGGAGAGGCUUGGUGGAAGUGGAUGAGCUAGUGAAGCAGAAACUAUGGUGGAAGGGGAGAGAGGGAACAGAGAAGAGGAAAUGCCUCCCCCCUUGUGCUGCCGGAGUUGGUGCUGCCUUUCCCCCUUGGCUGCUGGUGUGUGUUGCUGUAAUAAUGCCAGGUGCCCCCCACCCCAUGGUUUAAGAAAGAUGAGAGGAGCCAAGGCAGAGUCCCUGCAAGAACUGUUUCAACACCUUUUCCUUUGCCAUGUCAACUGCAGAAAACCAACCCCAAACCAUCCUUGAUUCUCUUGAGUGACCAGCUGGAGUCCCUCAACUUUUCCUUGAUGCCCAGCACCACGGGGGGGGGGAUGCGUUGACAUUGGGGGCAUGGCUCUCCCUCUGCAUGGCAUGCAGGGUGUGGCCUCAGUGGACAGCUUGAGCCAGCAUUCCACAACCUCCAGAUGUUUUGACUGCACCUCCCAUUAUUGUUGACCAUUAUCCAUGCUGGCUGGGACUAAUGGGAAUUGUAGUCCAAAAUGUAUGGAGAAAUACGUGGCUAAGGAAGACUGGCUUAAGAGGGUCCCCAGAUACAUUGCUAUUGCACUUAUGUCCAUUUCACCAUCCCAUCCUGUGCAUGAAGUUCAUUGGGUUCCUGUGGAGGCACCAUGCCCAGCUCUGCCUACUCCUCCACAUGGUACGUGGUUGUCUUUCACUAUGAUGAUGAUGAUGAUGUUGUUGUUUUCCUAAGGUUUGCAUGACAAAUCUACUUGAUGUACCAAAAGAGGCAGCCAAAUAAAAGGAUAUGUUCUGUU